AUGUCUGCCGCCGCCGCCGCCGCCGCCACCGCCGCCAUCCACGACUCCGCAACUGUCGGCUUCCACAACGCAACCGCCUACGAUGCCCACCGUCCGUCCUACCCUCCCCAGGCCGUCGACCAGCUCCUCACCAACGUCGGCGUCGACGGCAGCCGCGGCGCCCGCGUCGUCGACCUGGCCGCCGGGACCGGCAAGAUGACGGAGCUCCUGGCCGCCAGGCCAGAGGAGUUCGACGUAGUCGCCGUCGAGCCCCACGCCGAGAUGAGGGCCACCCUCGAGGCCAAGAAGCUGCCGCGCGUCGAGAUCCAGGCCGGCACCGCCGACAGCAUCCCCGGCGUCGCUGACGGGUCCGUCGACGCCGUCGUCGUUGCUCAGGAAGAAGCCCUUGCCGAGAUUCGCCGCAUCCUCAAGCCAGACGGGAGACUGGCCAUGAUCUGGAACAUUGAAGACUACAACAAACCCCCCGCGUGGACGGCAGCCUCGAACUAUGAGCAGAAGCUCAACGAGCUCAUCCUCAGCAUCUCCAGGGACGGCCAGCCCCGCUUCCGCGAUUACAAGUGGAAGGACGUCUUCGACACCCAGACCGGGCUCUUCUCCACGCCCAUCGGCGAGGACGGCAUCGAGUGGACCAUCUGGCUCAGCCACCAGGCCCUGUGGGAGCGCGUGCAGACGCUGAGCCACGUCGCCCUGCUGCGGGGUGCAGAUGCCGACGACUUCAAGGAGAAGUUUGAUGACCUGGCCAAGGCUGGGGAUGGACAGCGGAAUGACAAGGGCGAAGUCGCCAUCCACGGGAAGACGGUCUUGGCCUGGACGACGAGAUUGUAG
Molecule: messenger RNA, 825 nt
Organism: Geosmithia morbida
Lineage: Eukaryota; Fungi; Ascomycota; Sordariomycetes; Hypocreales; Bionectriaceae
Product: tRNA G46 methylase TrmB
Exons: 3
Coding region: 1-825 (274 amino acids)
Molecular function (GO): S-adenosylmethionine-dependent methyltransferase activity
Source: RefSeq, a predicted model, not a curated record